UUUAGUGAUUUUGUUAUGCAACUUUUAUAUAUUCAAGUGCAAGAAAGUGAUGAUCAAAAACAGGGUCAAAAUACAGUAGAAAUGACAUCUGAAUCUGGGUCAGUAGAACAUCAUCAGGCCACACAAGCUGAUGAGGAAGAGGAGGAAGAUGAAGAGGAGUCUGUAGAUAUUUUAGAUGGACCCACACAGGGUCUACAGGGAAUUAACGUCAACAGAUCAGCCUACAGACACCAAGGCAAACAUCCAGUGGUUAAACAGCACAAGAAUACACCCCAGACAAAUCUGCCAGAUGCUGAGACAAGUCCUGAUAUUACAAUUUUAUGUGAGAAAUGUCAGGACUAUGUCCACCUCCUACAUCUACAAGAACACAGGAAGUACCAUAAAGCCCUAGCAACCAUGAAAUAUGGAAAAAAGUUGCCUAGGCCACAAAAUAUUGAAAUGUUGCUGAAAAGAAGAAAUGUAAUAUUGAGAAAAAUGAAGCAGACUGCUGCUAGUUUAGGAAACCACAUUGAACCUCGAGAAAUUCAGAAGAUAAAUGAAGCUUAUGAAUAUUUAAAAACAGACAUUGAUGGAACUUUAGCACAGUUACAGCAGAUGAGAGAGGAUCUGGAUGUACAUGUGAAUGGUUCAUCCUUGAACUGUAGUCCAGAUUGUGUGUACGCUGUUGGCUUUUGCUCCCAUGGAAAUAAUCGCUGGAAGAACCAGAUGGAGGAUACAAAAGUCUAUCAAGAUUCAUUUGGUGAAGAUAAUGAUAAAUGUUUUAUGGCCGUCUACGAUGGAUAUCAUGGAAGAUUUGCAUCAGAUGUUGCUGCUUCUGAACUUCAUCACAUGCUUUUAAAUGAAAUGAAGAAAUUUGACCCCAAAACUACUUCAACAAAGGCAACAAAUAUGGCAGACAAUAUGGAGGACAUAUCUAACUACAAGUUUGAUAGACCAACCACAAAAGAAAGUGAGAGGGAAGUACUUUACGAGGGAAGUAUGAACAUUGUUGAUCAAAUUAUCAAGCUUUGUGAGUCAAAAUAUGAUGAUAUGAUGACCCCAAGGUCUGGGCGUUCAUCUAAAGCUUUAGAAUCUGAGAGGAGCAAAGAGCAGCUAAUACCAAUUGAAGAAGAAAAGUCUGAUUAUGAGAAGUCACUUAGAGAGGAGAAAACGCCAAGGAACAAAAAACAAGCUAAACCACCAAUGUCUAUUAAAAUGGAAGAAGCUUUUAAAAAAUCCUACCAACUUUUAGAUAUUUUGCUGUCAUAUGGAAAGGAUGAGUGUUCAAGGGUGAGAUGGAGUGGGUGCUCUGCUACUACCUUGAUAUUGCAUGGUAUGGACCCAAAUAAAGUAGAUAGAGAUUGGGUUAUUUCCCCUGUCAAAGAAGAAGAUGGUGAAAACCAGGAAGAAGGUGACACAACACGUAAACCUUCAGGAUUUGAGGAACCAAGGACACUUGGUCUUUUACAUUUAGCUAAUGCAGGGAAUGUCCAUUGUGUUUUAGUGAGAGGGAAUCAGCCUUACAGGAUAACAAGAGAGCAUACACCAAAUAAUGAAAAGGAAUUAAAAAGAGUCCUCAAAGCAGGUGGAGAUAUUAGUGAAAGUAAAAAAGAAAAGAGAGUAAAUGGGGUUUUAAGUACCACAAGAGGACUUGGUAACCAUGGUGAUGUGAAGUUAAAGAAAUGUGUUCUAGUAGAGCCAUACACCACAUCAGUACCAAUAGACCAGUAUGCACAGUUUCUUAUUUUAGCUUCACACGGAGUCUGGGAAGUGUUCACCCCACAAGAGGCUACAUCUCUUUUACUGAAGUUAUUGCCUAGCAACUUUGUUCCAGUACCAAGUAAAAUUAGUACUACUCUCCAACCUUUAAUGGAAGACAUGAAUAGUCAACAUAUUACUACAUCACAUUCAAAUUUCUCACCAUCUGUUGCUAAGCUACAUCACCAAGAUAACACAAUAGCUGAAAAAGAGGAGGAAAGGGAGUUAUCACCACUCAUUGAUGAACGUCUUAGAAAAAUUGAAAAUAAGAGUCCAAACACUGAAGCAGACCUGAAAACUGAAAUUGGAAGUCACAUGGGUGACUCAGAUGGAGAAUCUGGAAAUGAGGCUGAUGUAGAAACCUAUGGAGACUAUUUAUCGAUCCCUGCAUUCUCUAGAAUGUCAAUUAUAAAUCCUAAUCAUACCAGGGACACAUAUCAUCGUGAGUUUGCCAAAGUUAUGGCCGAACAUUUAGUACAGGCUGCCUUGCAAGCAGGAGCUAAGGAUAACAUAACAGUUACUAUUGCCUUGUUACCUGGAUGUGGUUUAUAAUCUACAAUAAACAAAAGUUAAACUUCAUGUUUAUUAUUCUAGAAAGUUCUUGUUGCUGUGAAAAGGAAAAUAAAGUGAAACUUUAUCUGUAAACUCAUCAUAGAUACCAGGCUUAAAAUUUUGUACGCCAGAUGUGCAUUUUGACUACAAAAGAAUUACUGUGACUUGACUAUAGGUGUUGCUCUCCAUCUAUUGCAGUUUUUAUCAAACCAAACUGUUCAACUAGACAGAAAUUUUGACAAAUUGCUGUAGAAAACACAGUCAAGUGGUGAAAGUGCAAGGUGUUUUAAUAAAGCAUACUUACAUUCCUAUAAGCCUUUAAUUUCACUUCAUUGAUAUUAUGAUAAAUCAGUAACAAUUUCUAUACAAAUUUUAUUUUAAUUGUCAUGCUAAAGGUAAUAGAUAGUAAUUUUUUAAUUGCUAUAAAAAUUUCCAAACAAAGCUUUCAUACAAUUUUUCUUUCGAAAAGUCUUCUCUAUCCAUAAGAAUCUGACAUCUUUUGAAUUAAAACAUCUUAUAUUCAGUAAAAUAUAUGUGAAAUUACAAUACAUUGUUAAUAAGUUUCCAUGGGAGAUAAUCUAAAAAGCAUUGAUCUUUUGACAUAUCAAUUUUAUCUCCCUUUAAAACUUCAAGAGCAUAUAUUUAAGCUUCAAGUAUAUUUCACCAAGUAUUUUAGAGAUUAAUUCAAAGAAAGCUUUGUAGCAUGCAUAGAAAAACUUCAUUUUAUUAGAAAUAAUCCAAAAACUUAAAUUAAGACAUUUUUUUAUCAAUUCAAAAACCUUUUGCAUGACAAUUACAAUAAAAUUUGUUUAGAAAUUGUAGACCGUUUUUUCAUAAUAUCAAGGAAGUGGAAAUAAAGUCUUAUAGAAUUGUAAAUAUGCUUUAUUUUAUCACCUUGCACUUUCACCACUUAACUGUGUUUUUCUAAAGCAGUUUGUUAAAAUUUUUGACCCGUUGAACAGUUUGGUUUGAUGAAUUUUAAAAUUGCAAUUUGGUAAGAAUUUUGCAAUAGGUGGAGAGCAACGCUUACAGUCAAGUUACAGUAAAAGGCUAAUCAGCAUUGAAAUUUUUUUUUUUGAAACUUAAUUAUAUUGCCUCAUUUUAGCAAAAGAGUGAAAGUUGUAUCACUAUCACCAUUGACAGCUGACCUGGUUUGGAUGUCAGAAAAGUCACAAAGACAAAUUAACUGAGUAUCUUAUAUAAACUUUAAAAAAAAAAAAAAAAAUUUA
This is a messenger RNA of Mytilus californianus (California mussel), 3518 nucleotides long. Its product is annotated as protein phosphatase 2C-like domain-containing protein 1. The coding region runs from base 16 to 2289 and encodes 757 amino acids. Gene Ontology annotation, molecular function: protein serine/threonine phosphatase activity. The transcript is spliced from 8 exons. The record is from RefSeq and is a predicted model, not a curated record. Gene Ontology annotation, biological process: protein dephosphorylation. NCBI's taxonomy places the organism in Eukaryota, Metazoa, Mollusca, Bivalvia, Mytilida, Mytilidae.